AUGUACUUCAAGGCUCUCGCCGCAGUACUAUCCAUCCCAGGGGCCUUGGCAGCCCCUGCGGUCGAGGAACGCCAAUACAGUGCCGCCCUCAUGCGAUUCGAGUGCUCCCAGCUCACCGUCGAGCGUCUCGACCCUCUGGUGCAGCCAGGCUCUGUGCCCUCUGCCCACGUCCACCAGAUCGCAGGGGGUAACUCGUUCAAUGCCUCUAUGACGCCGGGGACCUACGACCCCAGUGCCCUGUCCACAUGCACCUCCUGCACCUACGCCGACGACUUCUCCAACUACUGGACCGCGAGUCUCUACUUCCGAGCUCGCAACGGCACCUUCAAGCGGGUCCCGCAGCUGACCAACCUCGGCUUGCGAGGCAAGAAUGGUGGUUUGACUGUGUACUACAACUCUCCCUAUGACGGGAAGACCAAAACCACUGCCUUCAAGCCUGGCUUCCGCAUGAUCGUCGGAGACCCGGAGUUGCGCUCCGGUCAAGGCGGCCAGAGGCAGCUGUGCCACCGAUGCGAGGCCAACAUCCAGCAGAACCCCUUCGGAGGUGCGCCCUGCACGGGGUCAGACACCUUCGCGCUGCCAAGCGGCACCUGCGGCGGUGGGAUUCGCGCAACGAUCACUUUCCCGACCUGUUGGGACGGAAAGAACGUCGACAGCCCCGACCACAAGUCCCACGUGGCGUACCCCAGCAGCGGGACCUUCGAGUCGUCUGGCCCAUGCCCGGCCAGCCACCCAGUCAAGCUGCCACAGGUCAUGUACGAGGUGAUGUGGGACACGCGGCCGUUCAACAACAAGGCCGACUGGCCUGCAGAUGGGUCCCAACCUUUUGUCUACAGCAUGGGAGACAAGACUGGCUAUUCCUGGCACGGCGACUACCUCUUCGGGUGGAAGGGGGAUGCCCUGCAGCACGCGCUUGACAUCAGGUGUGCUGGUGACGCGUGCCAGGGCAUGAAGACACAGACUGCUGAGCAGGCCAACAAAUGCAUGAUCAAGUCCACAGUCAACGAGGACGUUGAAGGAUGGCUCACUGAGCUUCCUGGCGGUAUGCCGGUGACCUAA
This is a messenger RNA of Diaporthe citri, 1059 nucleotides long. RefSeq lists its product as uncharacterized. The record is from RefSeq and is a predicted model, not a curated record. The transcript has 5 exons. The coding region runs from base 1 to 1059 and encodes 352 amino acids. NCBI's taxonomy places the organism in Eukaryota, Fungi, Ascomycota, Sordariomycetes, Diaporthales, Diaporthaceae.